Messenger RNA from Filobasidium floriforme, 880 nucleotides. RefSeq lists its product as uncharacterized. Lineage: Eukaryota; Fungi; Basidiomycota; Tremellomycetes; Filobasidiales; Filobasidiaceae. The transcript has a single exon. The coding region runs from base 130 to 591 and encodes 153 amino acids. The record is from RefSeq and is a predicted model, not a curated record.
CAGGGUCUCGAGUUUCGUUUGUCUAGGUGUUUACCAUGUCGCACGCCUAAGGUAACCAAACCGCGGCAGGCUUGUCUAUCGUCUAGAUUGAUCUGGUAAUUUCAAGUCGAUUUGGAGCGACUUCAUAGGAUGUACCGGCAACGAAAGCUGCUACUCUGCCGGCCAGGAGUCCCGCAAGCAGCCUCCUUGAAACGCAGGGCGCCAUCUCUAUUAUGGUUCGGUUCAAUGAUCUCUAUUUCGAGCCCUGAGUCUGUCGCAUGUGAAGGGAUCGUUCUCGCUACAUGCUUGAACAUGAUUGACCCCUUGUUGGAGGAAGUGGCGGGCGGAAGGGUAAGUAUUCGGUCGCGCAGUCGAGUCAACAAGUAUGGGGGAGCAGGCGAUGAAUUCGAUGAAUGGACUGGAAGCUGGAUGUAUCCCAGCGCUCAUGCGUCUGCAAGAAACCUGUGGCGUGGGAUCGACAGCUCGGUGGUCUUUGAAGAUUGUCGACCUUGCGAUCUCAUCGUGGGCGCGGGCGGGACAGCCAUCGGAUGUUCGGUGGUGCGUCACUUCUCGCUAAGAGCUAAAAGGAAACGUAACCUUGCCGAGCUGUAAUCUCCCGCUCGAGUGCUUCGCAGUAGCCAUUCAGGUGUACUCAUCCAUCGAAGGUAGACAUGUCAGCGUGUAGUAAUAGUUGUAAUAGCUUACCAAAGUACCAAAAUGCGAGAGUUGAUCAUAGAGUAGUAGCAUCGUCUCGCCCCUUAUCGGGCUGCGAAUGCCAGCUUUACCGGAUGGCAGCCACCGACUUAUCCUCGGCUCGACCUCCGCGAGUAGUCGUCACCGCCACAGCAGUUCUCAGCUUGGAGGCCAGAGCUCGGAGGUCGGAGGCUGGACGCUAGAAAAG